AUGAUACGACAGAAAUACCCGCCAUCUCGGAAGCCCUCCGGACGCCCUUCGUACACAGGAUCCUCAACCUGCAAAACGAGCCCGCGGAGCCUGAGGAGGAGGAGGAACCUGGGGAGCCGGAAGAGCUCGAGGUGCCGGAGGACGCCGACAAGCCAGGCCCGCGAGCGGCCUACACGAUCUCUGAGCCCCACGAAUGCUAUAAGCCAUAUCCACUCUCUGAAUCCGACGAACACUAUGAGCCCUGCGAACCCUCCGAGCCCCAUGCUCCCCAUACUCUCCGGGGACCCCGCGAACGGUACGAAUCCUAUGAACCCUACGAACCCUAUGAACCCUACGAAUUCUACAAGCCCCAUGCGUCCAGGGAGCCCCUCGAACCCUACGCCCUACGACCCCUAUGAAUCCUACCACCCCUAUGAGCUCCAUGCUCCCUGCGAGCCCCAGGAGCCCCGUGCACCCCGUGAGCUCCGCAAGUCCCAUGAAGCUGAGCUGCUUCCCAGCUCCGCCUUGAUCUCUCCAUCUCUGGUGAUCAGAUUCCUGCCACGGAUUCCCCGGUCUCCUCUGAGCGAUCCUGUUCCCUGUGAGUUUGUAAGGAAAUGUGUUUUUUCUAGGAAGAGAGUCCACGAUCUUUCUAAGCCUAAAAAACAAUGGGGAAUCCCAGAUAGAAAACUGUUUUGGGGAAAUCAAGAUCCUAUUCAUCCUGUUUGCCAUAGUGCUUUAACAACUUGGCCAACCAAAAGACUUGAGAACCUUGCCUGGCCCAAGGCAGUCUCCUGCAGAUAUAUACCUAACAGGUUAGCAUUGACUCAAUAUUACUACAGCUGUGGUAGAGAAUCUGUAAUCUGGGAUAUGCCUUCUCCUGUGCUGUUAAAAAAACCUUCCAAAAGGAUCCAGAAGCUAGCACAGCCCAACAGAUUCAAGAGAGUGCAUCUUCCAAAUGGAUCCUUCAGUGAUUACUUAACAAGAAGUCCUCUUCAAUUCUCUGGUCCGUCUCCCCGGAUAUUACGACUCUCACUAGCCAAAGCCAUACAUCCGAACUAUGUUCCUCCGAAAGGUACUGAAACCAAGAUUUCAAUUUCUGCCUUGAAUGCUGUCGCAAGUCCUAGAAUUGUAGACCUUGCCCAUCCAAGGAUCAAGAUAGAGGGUCUGUGCUAUGCAAGAGAAAGAAGUGAAAUGCCCAUCCGUCCUAUAUCCGAAGCUGCCUUGCAGGCCAAACCUAGCCCUCGAAUAAUAGCUCUAGCUAAGGCCAAGUCUCUUCAUGAAGAUUAUUUACCUCCCCGUGAUCCCUCCUGGCCAGUCUCUCAUGCUGCUAUCCAUUCCAGAGUAUCUCCCAGAAUUCAAGAACUAGCUAAUCCAACUACAAGGACUCCUGUGCAUAUUGUAUACUACGAUCCACAGGUCUUUAAAGUCAAGCCAGCUGCUUUGAAAUCACGAUGUUCUCAGAGGAUCCAGGAGUUGGCAGAACCUCUCAUACGUUAA
Messenger RNA from Pteronotus mesoamericanus, 1476 nucleotides. RefSeq names its product sperm microtubule associated protein 2 like (gene SPMAP2L). The record is from RefSeq and is a predicted model, not a curated record. NCBI's taxonomy places the organism in Eukaryota, Metazoa, Chordata, Mammalia, Chiroptera, Mormoopidae.